GAUAAGUCGGGGCCCUGCAGGGAGUUGCAGUUACAGAAUGUUUGUGGGAGCGACUUGUCAUUAAUCCAAAGUUACCAAGGUGGUGACAAUGAGAAUGGCCAUGUCAUGCGGAGGAAGGUUAGUCCAGCGCCUGGAUUUUUCCAGCAGUGAAGAAGAGGAUGGUCUCAGCAAUAGAAUUAAUGAAGCCCCCCAGAAGGGGAGUCCCGUGAGUUCCUGGAGGACCAAUAACUGCCCCUUCCCCAUCACCCCCCAGAGGAACGAGAGGGGACUUUCUCCUACUCAAGAGCUGAGCCCAAGUAGCGACUACUCGCCCGACCCAAGUGACAAGGGUGUGGGGGGUGAAUGCCCUGGUACCCCCCUACACUACAGCACAUGGAAGAAGCUCAAGCUCUGUGACACCCCUUAUACCCCAAAGAGUCUUCUGUACAAAACUCUUCCCUCUCCAGGGUCCCGAGUUCACUGCAGGGGCCAAAGACUCCUCCGUUUUGUGGCUGGAACUGGGGCAGAAACUGAAGACCCGACUCUGGUCAAUGUCAACCCCUUCACCCCACAAUCCUACCGACAAACCCACUUCCAACCCAACGGGAAGAGGAAGGAGAGGCCCGAGGAUGACUGCAGUUCUGAUUCGCAGAUGAAAUUUACAGACAAGGAGAAUCCGGCAGUUUUCCAGUCCAAGAGGUUUGUGUUAUGGGAGACCAACAUGGAGUCUCGCUACAAGACGGAAUUUCUGGAGAUCGAGAAAAUUGGCGCAGGGGAAUUUGGGUCUGUGUUCAAGUGUGUAAAGCGCCUGGAUGGUUGUUUCUAUGUCAUCAAACGCUCCAAGAAGCCAUUGGCUGGCUCCACCGAUGAGCAGCUGGCUCUGAGAGAAGUGUAUGCUCAUGCGGUUCUGGGUCACCACCCCCAUGUCGUGCGUUAUUACUCCGCAUGGGCGGAAGAUGAUCACAUGAUCAUUCAGAAUGAAUACUGCAAUGGUGGCAGCCUACAGGACCUGAUCAUGGAGAAUAACAAGAAGGGACAGUUUGUGCCGGAGCAGGAGCUGAAGGAGAUCCUUCUACAAGUGUCCAUGGGCCUGAAGUACAUCCACGGCUCUGGGCUGGUGCACAUGGACAUCAAGCCAAGCAACAUAUUUAUCUGCCGGAAGCAGACAGAGGUGGGUGAGGACGAGAGCGAUGGUGAAGACGACGUCUCCUCUGCCAGUGUCCUCUAUAAGAUCGGGGACCUUGGUCAUGUGACAUCUAUACUUAACCCCCAGGUGGAAGAAGGUGACAGCCGGUUCCUGGCCAAUGAGAUACUGCAAGAGGAUUACAGGCAGCUGCCCAAGGCUGACAUCUUUGCGCUUGGUCUCACUAUUGCUUUGGCAGCAGGAGCCGCUCCCCUUCCCUGUAAUGAAGACGGCUGGCACCAUAUCAGAAAGGGCAACUUGCCCCACAUUCCCCAGCCGCUGACUCCGGCCUUCCUCGCCCUGCUCAAGCUGUUGGUUCAUCCAGACCCAGUUACCAGACCCCCGGCUGCGUCUCUGGCUAAGAAUUCUGUGUUGAGACGAUGUGUUGGGAAGGCGGCCGAGCUCCAGAAACAGCUCAAUGUGGAGAAGUUCAAGACGGCCAUGCUUGAGAGGGAGUUGCAAGCUGCUAAAUUGGCCCAGGACGAGUGUUUGGAUCUGCCCCCCGUAUCUGGUUUCUCCUGCCGCGGACGGAAACGCCUCGUUGGGGCAAAAAACGCCCGUUCCCUGAGCUUCACCUGCGGAGGGUAUUAACCCCGUCUGCCUCAAACCAAAUCCAUUCUCCUCUGCUUUAAUUCUGCCCCCCAUGGGAAUUAUGUAUUCCCUGCUGUGUAUUUUAAUUUUGCAAAAACUCCAGAAACUUUCAGAAUGUAAAUGGUUAAACAUGGAAUAAGGAGCUGGACUUGAGUUUAAUUGCUUUUGGCACUUUCCCAUGAGCCUCUCUGGGAAGGAAUGAACUUUAAUUUAUUGACUUUGUUUUAUUAUCUUAUUGUCUUUUAAAUAAAAUUUUAAUGUGUAACCU
This is a messenger RNA of Xenopus laevis (African clawed frog), 2021 nucleotides long. It is a transcript of the gene wee2.S, whose product is annotated as WEE2 oocyte meiosis inhibiting kinase S homeolog. The record is from RefSeq and is marked provisional. Gene Ontology annotation, molecular function: protein kinase activity; non-membrane spanning protein tyrosine kinase activity; protein tyrosine kinase activity. Gene Ontology annotation, biological process: regulation of meiosis I; negative regulation of cell cycle; mitotic cell cycle. NCBI's taxonomy places the organism in Eukaryota, Metazoa, Chordata, Amphibia, Anura, Pipidae. Gene Ontology annotation, cellular component: nucleus; cytoplasm.